Molecule: messenger RNA, 330 nt
Organism: Rhinocladiella mackenziei CBS 650.93
Lineage: Eukaryota; Fungi; Ascomycota; Eurotiomycetes; Chaetothyriales; Herpotrichiellaceae
Exons: 3
Coding region: 1-330 (109 amino acids)
Cellular component (GO): mitochondrion
Source: RefSeq, a predicted model, not a curated record
AUGGCUUCUGCACCCAGAGGCCGGCUACUCGAACUUGCAAAGCUUCAAUGCUCAAUAUUCGGUACCACCUUCAACCCUAAUCGACAACGGUUAGGCAAUAAAAUUCUUCGCCAGAGGUUAAAGGGCCCAACAUUAGCCGCAUAUUAUCCAAGAAGAUCAGCCACGGUGGAAGAUGUGAUAAACGAAUUCAAGAAAUUUGAUUUGACAGGGUUCAAUGAAGAAGAGGAACAGAGAUUAGAACGCGUCCAACUCGCCAAGUUAAGAGGCAAGGGCCCUCCGAAGAAAAAGAGGACAGCAGCAGAGAGUCGAAUGAACAAAAGGAAGAAAUAG